AUGACUUCACGUUACGGUGGUGCUCCAUUAUGUUCUCGCUGUGAGAAAGCAGUUUAUAUGGCAGAACAAGUUAUUGGACCUAAUGGUCCUUGGCAUCGAGCAUGUCUUACUUGUAUCGAAUGUAAGAAACGAUUGGAUUCUUUUGCUCUUGCGGAACAUGAAGGAGAGGCUUAUUGUAAAAUGUGUCAUGGACGUCGCUUUGGUCCCAAAGGAAGUUUAAUAAAUGGAAGUGGAGCGAUGGGAAUAGGAGGAAGUGGUGGUGGUGGACCAAAAAGAGGUUGGACACUUCCUGCUAAUAAUGAUAUAUGUCCACGGUGUACCAAACCUGUUUAUGCAGCUGAAGCGAUUUUGGGUGCAGGAGUGAAAUAUCAUAGAUUAUGUUUACGUUGUGUAAGUUGUAGUAAAUUAUUGGAUCCAGGUAAUAUGACGGAUCGUGAUAGUAAAAUUUAUUGUUGUCCUUGUUAUUCUAAAGAAUUUGGUCCAAAGGGUUACGGAUAUGGUGGAGGUGCGGCAUUCUUGACCACGGAAGGAGCCAGAUGA
This is a messenger RNA of Diversispora eburnea, 540 nucleotides long. The record is from the annotation of a GenBank genome assembly. NCBI's taxonomy places the organism in Eukaryota, Fungi, Glomeromycota, Glomeromycetes, Diversisporales, Diversisporaceae.